AUGGCAUCCGCAACAGUCGAAACUACCACCCCGGUAGUCCCCACCAUCGAUGAGAAGAUUACAUUGAAAGGCCUCGCCCGCGAGCCCUUGAAGCCAACCGGAGUCCUCGACGCCUUCGAAUCAUUCGAUGUGACUCCCGUCAUUGGACGCGAAUUCCCCAAUGCCAACUUGAAAGACUUCCUCCGCGCUCCCAACUCCGACGAGCUGCUCCGUGAUCUUGCCAUUACCAUCUCGCAGCGAGGCGUCGUCUUCUUCCGCAAGCAAAACGACCUCGACGACGACCUGCAAAAGGAACUGGUCCAGCGUCUGGGCGAGCUCUCAGGCAAGCCAAGCACAUCCGGAUUACACAUUCACCCCAUCGUCAACUCAGGUCGUGAUCACAGCGUCAAGGACGACGAAAUCAGCGUGAUCAGCUCCACAGAGCGCAAGAAAUUGUAUACCAACUUCCGCAGAGACCGCAAGCAGACCGGCCGCAAGGAAUGGCACAGUGAUAUCACCUUCGAGCCUAUUCCCAGUGACUAUACGUUGUUGCGACUGACCGAAUUGCCCAAGACGGGCGGUGAUACCCUGUGGGCAUCCGGCUACGAAGUCUACGACCGCCUCUCGGAGCCGUAUCAGAAAUUCCUCGAGGGUCUGACAGCAACAUACGCCCAGCCAGGGUUCAAUGCAAUCGCCAAAGAACACGCCUUCAACGUGCACCCCGGCCCCCGUGGCGCCCCCGAGAAUGUCGGAGAGGAGCUGAGCGCGGUGCACCCUGUGAUCCGCACGAACCCGGUCACGGGCUGGAAGAGUGUUUUCGCGGUUGGCGUGCACGUCCAGAAGGUGAAUGGGCUGUCGGAAGAGGAAAGUCGCCAUCUGCUGGAUUGGUUCGUGACUCUUAUUGUCGAGAACCAUGAUUUGCAGGUUCGUAAUCGCUGGCAGAACCCUAAUGAUCUUGCUAUUUGGGAUAAUCGUUCCGUCUAUCACGCUGCUACUUGGGAUUAUGAUAACCUUGGUCCUCGCACCGGACAUCGUGCUGUUGGCCUUGGUGAGCGACCUUAUUUUGAUCCCCAGAGUAUUGGACGACGGGAAGCUUUGGCAAAGGAUGAAUAG
Messenger RNA from Penicillium nucicola, 1092 nucleotides. RefSeq names its product TauD/TfdA dioxygenase family protein. The transcript has 4 exons. Lineage: Eukaryota; Fungi; Ascomycota; Eurotiomycetes; Eurotiales; Aspergillaceae. Gene Ontology annotation, molecular function: 2-oxoglutarate-dependent dioxygenase activity. The record is from RefSeq and is a predicted model, not a curated record. The coding region runs from base 1 to 1092 and encodes 363 amino acids. Gene Ontology annotation, cellular component: cytoplasm.